Molecule: messenger RNA, 686 nt
Organism: Hydra vulgaris (swiftwater hydra)
Lineage: Eukaryota; Metazoa; Cnidaria; Hydrozoa; Anthoathecata; Hydridae
Product: YY1-associated factor 2
Biological process (GO): positive regulation of DNA-templated transcription
Cellular component (GO): nucleus
Molecular function (GO): transcription coregulator activity; DNA binding
Source: RefSeq, a predicted model, not a curated record
UAAACUGAUUUUAAAGCUUUAAAUUUUUAGAGUAUAUAUAUUAUUUGUUUUAUUAAAUGGAUGAACGAUCAUGGAGUUGCUCUGUAUGCACUUAUUCAAAUGCAAGUGAAGCUUUUAAGUGUAAAAUAUGUGAUACAAGAAAAGGAACUUCAACAAGAAAACCUCGUGUUACAGCUAAUAUUGUUGCUCAACAGAUUGCUUCGUCAUUCCCUCUGAUACCAGAUUUUUCAUCACCAAAGUACCAAAAGGCGAACUCAACCUCACGUAGAAACAAAACCAGCUCGUCGGCAAGUCCUUAUCUGAAAUAUGUAGACCAUCGCAGUCGUGUUGACGUUAAUGUAACAGUUGGAGAAGUGACGGUUGUUAUCUCAGACUACAAACUAUUGCCCAAAACUGAAGAGAGUAAAAUAAAUGGAGCUGAUGGAUCUCCAAAUAUAGUUUCUAAUGACGUUGGAGAUGCAGCCAAUAGUCCGUUAGCUAAUAAUGCUGCUGUUACCAAAUGAAUGAUUUUAGAUAAUAUAUCUUAUCACGUGAUUUUCAAAGCUCUUAAUUAAAAUUAAAUUUUAUUAAGUUUUCAAAGAUUUUACAUAUUUUUGAAAAUCUAAGUUUACAUAAUAACUUUAUGGAUUGUAUUUUAUAAUCAGAAGUGUGUUUUAUUCAAUAAAUAAACUUAAUUUACUAUGUAA